This is a messenger RNA of Prunus mume (Japanese apricot), 1030 nucleotides long. RefSeq names its product pathogenesis-related genes transcriptional activator PTI5-like. NCBI's taxonomy places the organism in Eukaryota, Viridiplantae, Streptophyta, Magnoliopsida, Rosales, Rosaceae. The record is from RefSeq and is a predicted model, not a curated record. Gene Ontology annotation, biological process: regulation of DNA-templated transcription; ethylene-activated signaling pathway. Gene Ontology annotation, molecular function: DNA-binding transcription factor activity; DNA binding.
CACAAUCUUGAAAGCUUUUCUUUUUCCAAUUCAAAAGGCACCUUAUAAGGGAGGAGGAGAAGAAGAAGAAGAAGAAGAAGAAAACUUAGGAAGAACUAGGAAGCCAUGGUUUCAGCCUCCACACAAAAUGAGCUACCAUUGAAUGAGAAUGACUCACAAGACAUGGUCAUAUACCAAGUCCUAAAUGAAGCCAUGGUUAUUAACCCCUCAUACUUGCCACAAAGACACCAAAUGAAUCACCAACCAAAUGGCCUCGAACCCUCUAAGAACAUUGGAAAGAAGCACUAUAGAGGCGUGAGGCGGCGCCCUUGGGGCAAAUAUGCUGCUGAAAUCCGUGACUCUGCUCGACACGGUGCUCGUGUAUGGUUAGGAACAUUUAGCACAGCCGAAGAAGCUGCCUUGGCAUACGAUCGAGCAGCUUUUAGAAUGAGAGGUACUAAGGCCCUGCUUAAUUUCCCACCUGAUGUAGUGGCUGCCUCAUCUUCGCCAUCGUCUUCAAUUCAUAGAGUUAGGCCAAGUUUUAGUGUACCCUGCAGCUCAAAUAGUAAUAGCACAACUUCAGACUCAAGUGGCAGCUCUAGUUUGCUUUCAAUUGGGACACCAAGAUCAGAAUCUCAGAGCAGCACAAGUAAUGUGGAGGCACAAAAUACGCAGGGUCCUAUCAUCUAGAAAGGUUCUGUCUUUUUUCAUUUCUGUCUACCAAGCAUUAGGACAUUAAAUUUCAUCUCAUAUACUAGUUGCAGAGCUGAAGGUGUGGGAAAGUGUGCAAGUUUUUUUUUCUUUUCUAAUUAGCCAGUUUCUUGUCAUAGCCUGUGUAUAUUAGUUUCUCAUGGUUUGUGUAUGAUUUGUUGCUUUGCCAACACUCACAAACACACAAACGUAAUUCACAGCAAAAGAAAAAAAACAGAGGUACAGAAAUGUACUGCCGCAAGAAGUGAAUUUUAUUGGUUUGUAUUGUAAUAAGAGGGCCAGUAAGGCCAGAAAGAUGCAGAGUUAUGGGUGAAGAAGAAAGACCUAUAAGACUGAAUCA